CGCAUUUGGAGUCAGCUAACACAAGCUUAAGCGGAACCGGAAACAGAAAGCGCGAGACAACUUCGCACGGAGAAUCCGCAUGUGAGGAAAGCGCGUGGCAACGACAAGCAUGAAGCGACCAAAGUUAAAAAAGGCGAGUAAGCGCAUGUCCUGCGCCAAACGUUUUAAAAUCCAGAAAAAGGUUCGGGAGCAUCACAGAAAACUAAGGAAAGAGGCGAAGAAGAGCGGAAUCAGAAGAAAGAUCAAGAAGGACAUCGGCGUCCCAAACAGCGCACCGUUUAAAGAGGACGUCCUCAGAGAAGCAGAGGAAAGAAAGCAAGAGCUUGAACAGCUGAAAGAGAAGAACAGACUAGAGAAGCAGAAGGAGCGAGCUGAGAAAAGAAAGAAGGGCAAAGAAGAAAGCAGCGAGGUCACUCCGGCAAAGAAAAAGAAAGUGAAAAAGGAGGAGAAAGUAAAAGCGCAGAGAGAAAAAAGGGCGGCAGUCGCAAAAGCGAAAAGCUCCAAGAAGUUCAGAUGCAGCGAACUGAAUAAGGUUAUCGAAGCCUCUGAUGUGAUUUUGGAAGUCUUGGAUGCCAGGGAUCCUAUGGGCUGCCGCUGUCCUCAGCUGGAGGAAGCUGUGUUAAAGCACGAUGGAAAGAAACGGUUGCUGUUUAUACUAAACAAGAUUGAUCUUGUUCCACAAAACAUUCUGGAGAAAUGGGUUCAGUAUCUUCAAGCACAGUGUCCUACAUUUGUCUUCAAAUCAUCUAUACACAUCCAGGACAAGACUGUGCUUGAGAAAAAGAAGAGAGUUGCCAAUGGUGUCGUUGACUACACCAGAGCAGGAGUGUCCUUCGGGUCAGAUUCUCUCAUGCAGGUGCUCAACCUGUUGGCCAGCAACCAAGGCACGGAGACUAUGCUCAAAGUCGGUGUUGUCGGUUUCCCGAAUGUUGGAAAGAGCAGCAUCAUAAACACUUUAAAAGGCAUCAGAGCGUGUAAUGCUGGAGUGGAGCGAGGACUGACCAAGUGUAUGCAGGAAGUACAUAUCUCCAAAAAGGUGAAGAUGAUCGACAGCCCAGCUAUAGUGGCAGCUCCAUCUAACUCUGGUUACAAGCUGGCUCUGAGGAGUCUACAGGUGGAUGAUCAAGAGGUGAAUCCUCUCGACGCUGCCAAGGCUCUGUUGAAACAGUGCGACCAGCAGCAUGUCAUGUUACAUUACAAUAUCCCCAAGUACAAAAAUUCGCUGGACUUUUUGACCUACUUUGCCAAGAAGCGUGGCUUUCUACAGAAAGGUUCACUGCCCAACACGGAGCAGGCUGCAACUCUGUUUCUCAAGGACUGGACCGGAGCUAAACUGAGCUACUAUAGCAAAGUACCAGAGACAGAAGGCCCUCCUCCUUACCUCACUAAAGCCACGAUUACAGAAUUGCAGACGGGUUUGGACUUGGACAGUAUAAAAACGGCCAACAAAAAGAUUAUUAAACGUGUGCAUGCUUCAAAAAUGUCUACCAAUAUAGCGUUCAACUCGAAGGGCCUGACCGAUGGAAUUCUGAACGUCCGUCAACUCCCAGAAGAGAAACACACACAGGCGGAGGAAGAAGAAGAAGAGGAGGAGGACGACGACGACGAUGAUGAGGAGGAGGAUGAAGAAGAAGAGGAGGAUGAAGAUGAAGACGACGACAUUGAGGAAAUGGAGGACAUUGAGGAGAUUGAGGCUCCUGUCUCAAAGCAGACCAAAAGUCAGAGAACACGUAAACAGAAGAAAGGAAACACAAUCACUGCCUCCGUCAACAUCGAUCUGUUGGCUGCGCAGAAGGACGACGACGAGGCCUACGAUUUCAGCACAGACUUUGUAUAAGAUAUCAGAUUUCACCCGAGUCAGCCAGUGUGUCGACUGUAAUAUAUCUGUGGCUGAUCCAUUGACUGAAACAUCUGGCUCAAAACACACCACUGUCAGUCUGACAGUACCAGUUGUAUAUAUGACGGAUAAUUAAACUUUUAAUUUUCUGUA
Messenger RNA from Hemibagrus wyckioides, 1990 nucleotides. RefSeq names its product G protein nucleolar 3 (gene gnl3). The record is from RefSeq and is a predicted model, not a curated record. The transcript has 15 exons. Gene Ontology annotation, molecular function: GTP binding. The coding region runs from base 110 to 1837 and encodes 575 amino acids. NCBI's taxonomy places the organism in Eukaryota, Metazoa, Chordata, Actinopteri, Siluriformes, Bagridae. Gene Ontology annotation, cellular component: nucleolus.